AUGCACAAUACUGAAGAAACAAGUGAUCGAGCCAGCAUUGACAAUGAUGGUACAAGUCUGUUCAAGUCAAACGAGAAAGCAAGGAAAUCGCAAACAGGAUAUGAAUGGAGGAACGGUGCAUCCAUUUGCCUACAUGCUGCUGCAGCGAUCCUAUUUUUAAAUAUCCUUCUCACUAUUAUUGCCGCGUCGCGAGCCCAACAAUCUUCUCAGUCUUUUGAAGCAGAAACAAUCUUCGAGGGGAGUUGUGCAAAGGCUAAACGCUGGUCCACAGGAUUCCAUAUCCUGAUCAAUGUACUUGGUACCAUUCUUCUUGGUGCGAGUAAUUACUGCAUGCAAUGCUUGAAUGCGCCCUCGCGUAAGGAUGUCGACCGCGCUCAUGCCCACGGCAAGUGGUUGGAUAUAGGCACUCCGAGCGUUACGAAUUUGAGGGUCAUGAGUUGGGUGCAAAUCAUCAUCUGGUUUCUACUUGUUCUGACUUCUCUACCGUUUCAUGUUCUCUACAACGCGGCUGUUUUCUCUGCACUGUCUUCAAAUGCCUAUGGCGUAGUUGCGGUCCCCCCAGAUGGGCGUAUCGGAUCGGCGAACUCAACCACUGGAGCCUGCUACAAGGACCUGAUGGGAAAAGACGUUGGACAGGUUCAGAUGAUGUACCAGGAAAAAGAACUCGAGUUCUUAAGCAAAGAAGACUGCAUCAAGACCUAUGGAGUAGCAUUUCUGUCCAAUCGACGAACCCUUCUUCUCGUGACUAACAACAAUUCAGUCAGCUCACCAGGUUUACUUGUUGGUAUUGGCAGCCUUCCUGCCCCGGUAAACGAUAAUCAAAACCCGUUUGAUUGGAUGUGCAGUGGACCCAGGAGUGACUUGCAUGGUGACUUCGGUUCAGGGACGACGCAGUGUCUUCAAUCUGCUCUUCUCAAACAUGCCAAUGACUGGUCAGUAAGCGCCGAGCCCUUCAGCUACAGCGAUAUUGUCGUCACUGGGACCGACUUUGCGUUUACCGGAUGGAACUAUACCGAGCUGCAAUAUUCAUCUUCACCACCCCUGGAUAUCAUGGCUCUGGGAGCAUUUCUGAGAUUGAAGGCUCCUUUCAAUACCGUCAAUGAUACUUUGGAAUUCAUACAGAGUCAGAGCUGGGAUAACCCAUCGUUUGAGUCCCAGCUCAAUGUGUACAUGUCUGACUCUCUCUGUGCGACUUACAGUCGCACCCUGCCAGUCUUAUCCCCACAGUAUUAUUCGGUAGACUACUGCUUAAGUGAGAAGGUAGAGGAGCGCUGCCGAGUCAUGUACAGUCCAGCGAUUUGUCUACUGGUGAUCGUGUGCAACGCUAUCAAGGUAGUCUGCAUUCUAUUCACUAUCCGACUGCGCCGCAAGGAACUGUUAUUCACUGUUGGCGAUGCCAUCGCAUCAUUCAUGGAAUAUCCCGAUCGAACCACACUUGGCAGAUGCUGGGUAGAGCGAAAAAAGGCAAAGUCCGUAUUUGCAAAGCCCCGCCCCGUGGCAUCUAGAAUGCUACCUCCCCGGCGACGAUGGCAUCACGCAGUGGGCCGAACACGCUGGAUACUAUCCGUCACCUGGUGUCUUGUAUGCCUCACAUUCGGAGGAGCCAUCGUCACAGCCAUUGCAUACAACAGUGUUGUAAACUACCUACCCAACGCCAGGAUCUCCACAGUCUGGAGCCUCGGCUUCUCCGAAGCACGUCCGGAGACAAUGCUCCGCUCCUUGGCCACAUACAACCUCAUCGCCAUGGUCCUUCUCUCUAAUACCCCGCAAGUCAUCCUCUCAUCCCUCUAUUACCUAAUCAACAGCAUCCUAACCUGCAUGCUCGCAAGCGCGGAGUACACCAGCUACUCGGUGCGUCGACAAUAUCUCCGAGUAUCCUGGCCGGAGGGCCAACAACGCUCCACGUAUUUCCUCAGUCUGCCAUAUGCAUUCAGCAUCCCCACCAUGGCAAUCUCAGCUAUACUGCACUGGCUCCUGUCAGAAAGCAUAUUCUACGUUCGAAUCUAUCAAUACGACGCAGCAGGGACUCUAGAUGAAACCAGUACAAUAUCCACCUGCGGUAUAUCGCCCAUCGCAAUGAUAUUCACUCUUUCCCUCGCAGGCUUGGCGCUGGUUAUACUAGCGGGGCUAGCGUUCAAACGGUUCCCGACUAAAAUGCCUCUUGCCGGAAACUGUAGUCUGGCGAUCAGCGCUGCCUGUCAUCCUCCGUUGGGUGAUGAAGAUGCAGCCCUGAAGCCGUUGAUGUGGGGGGAGGUUGUCAUCUCUGGCGCUUCAGGGAAGCAAGGAAAGGUCGUACCUGGGGAAGAGUCAAGAGAGGAGCCGGGCGAAGAAGGAAGGCUUGAAGAGGAAGUGUUUAGGGAUAGUGUGGAGCUGGAAGAAAGAAGCUUAUUACCGCACGUGGAGGGGGUAUCUAUAUUCCAUUGCUGUUUUACGUCGAGGGAAGUUGAAGAGCCGGUUUCUACAAGGUUAUAUAUAUGA
This is a messenger RNA of Aspergillus nomiae NRRL 13137, 2478 nucleotides long. RefSeq lists its product as uncharacterized. The coding region runs from base 1 to 2478 and encodes 825 amino acids. Lineage: Eukaryota; Fungi; Ascomycota; Eurotiomycetes; Eurotiales; Aspergillaceae. The record is from RefSeq and is a predicted model, not a curated record. The transcript is spliced from 3 exons.